GAGUUGUGUCCGGAGCCGUCAACAUGGCGUCCUCAAUGUCACUCCUGUCUGGUUUGAGCCGAAUUUGUUUUCGCCAUUCAAUCAUAAAAACACCACUAAGGUCAGUUAGCACAUCAGGAUGUCUGGCGCAGAAUCAAGGGCAAGAGUCGCAGCUCAUCACAGUGGAUGAGAAACUGGACAUCACAGCAAUAACUGGUGUUCCAGAGGAGCACAUCAAGACUCGGAAAGUGCGCAUCUUUGUGCCCACUCGCACUGCCAUGCAGUCAGGCGUCCAGAACACCAAGAAGUGGAAGAUGGAUUUUGAUACACGUGAGCGAUGGGAGAAUUCACUGAUGGGCUGGGCCUCUACGGCUGACCCUCUGUCCAACAUGACCGUUACAUUCAGCACUAAGGAGGAUGCUAUUGCUUUCGCUGAGAAGAAUGGAUGGAGUUAUGAUAUAACGGAGAAGAGAGCACCCAAACCGAGAGUGAAGUCAUACGGCGCAAACUUCUCCUGGGACAAAAGGACUCGGAGGUCCGGCAAAUAGACGAUCAGUCAGCUUGUUUAGAUCUGUUUAUGAUCUGUGUUUCUGUGACAAAUAUUGUCAAAUGUACAUUUACAGAAAUCUAAUAAAGCAUCCUGCAGUAAUUCAGA
Molecule: messenger RNA, 634 nt
Organism: Ictalurus furcatus (blue catfish)
Lineage: Eukaryota; Metazoa; Chordata; Actinopteri; Siluriformes; Ictaluridae
Gene: ndufs4
Product: NADH:ubiquinone oxidoreductase subunit S4
Exons: 5
Coding region: 24-527 (167 amino acids)
Biological process (GO): electron transport chain
Source: RefSeq, a predicted model, not a curated record